Messenger RNA from Astyanax mexicanus (Mexican tetra), 4271 nucleotides. RefSeq names its product kinesin family member 20A (gene kif20a). Gene Ontology annotation, biological process: microtubule-based movement. The record is from RefSeq and is a predicted model, not a curated record. The transcript is spliced from 19 exons. NCBI's taxonomy places the organism in Eukaryota, Metazoa, Chordata, Actinopteri, Characiformes, Acestrorhamphidae. Bases 191 to 2929 code for a protein of 912 amino acids. Gene Ontology annotation, cellular component: kinesin complex; nucleus; microtubule. Gene Ontology annotation, molecular function: ATP binding; ATP hydrolysis activity; microtubule motor activity.
CGAUGUUUGAAUACGUUGGUGAGAGUCGGUCGGGAGGCAGCGAGAGGUUCAGUAACUACAGUAGUGAGGUUAGCUUUCAGUAGUUUAACACAGCAGAGAUAAAGAUAGGUAUAAGGAAGAGGUUUAGCAGUCAGGUCCGCGGGUAUUUUGGCCGAAGAACUACAGAUUAAGAACAGCAAAGGCUGUUGCAAUGUCUGCAUUACUGCGCUCGCCGGGUGGCAUCCUGUCGGAUGAGGAGGAGUGUGGCGCCGUGUUUGAGUCCACCGCAGCAGAUAUAGGUGGGCUUCUCCACCCCCAGCGUUUCAGAGCUCCAAUACAGGAGAUUUCAGUUAUCACUCCAGCAACAGAUCCUCAGACACCCACGAAAGAGGCCUUGCAGACAAAGACUUUACUGGACCGGACAGUGAGCAGAGAUGAAGCCACAGAGAAGCUGAAGGUGUUUCUGCGGAUCCGUCCUCUUACGGAAACGGAGAAAGAGAGAGGAGAAGAGCAGGGCUGUGUGUGUGUUCAGAAUGAAGAUACUCUGCUUUUGACUGCACCCAAAGACUCACACAACAUGAAGACUGCUGAGAGAGGCAUCGUCCAGAGUGUGCACAAGUUCAACUUUACACAGAUCUUUGGGUCACAGACCUCCCAGCAGGAUGUGUAUGACCAAACUAUGAGGGAGAUGGUGCGGGAUGUUCUUCGUGGGGAGAAUCGACUCCUCUAUACGUAUGGUGUAACUAACUCUGGCAAAACCUACACCAUCCAAGGGACGGCUGGAGAAGCAGGCCUGCUGCCUCGAGCGCUGGUCUCUGUGUUCUAUAAGACUUCAGGGCGGCUCUACACCGCCACGGACCUAAAACCAGUUCUCAGCCAGGAGGUCCGGAGGCUGGAUGUCAGUGAGGUUUGUGCCGAGGAAUCCAAACGGGAUGCUUUGCUAAAAGAGGACACUACGAGGCUGCGUGGGGGUACCAGUUGCAGCUGGGACAGUGGAAUUGGUGGUCUUUCUGCAGUGACUCGGCUUGAAGAUUCGGACACGGUUUGUCUGGAAGCAGACCCUCUGUCGCUCAGUGGUGGAGAUGACCUGGAGCCGGGACUCCAGUACUCCAUCUGGGUCUCGUUCUAUGAGAUUUAUAACGAGUUUCUGUACGACCUUCUGGAGGCCCUGCCUACUCAACAAACCCGGAAAAGAGCCACGCUGCGACUGAGUGAUGACAAAUAUGGAAACCCCUAUGUGAAGGAUCUGACCUGGGUUCAGGUUCGAAGUGCAGAGGAGGCCUGGAAAGUGCUCAAAGUUGGGCGACGCAACCAAAGCUUUGCCAGCACUCACCUUAACCACAACUCUAGUCGCAGUCACAGUAUCUUUACCAUUCGAGUGCUACACAUUGAUCCACAGAUGGAGAUGGGACAAGGAACACGAAUCAGCGAGCUGUCCGUGUGUGACCUGGCAGGGUCAGAACGCUGUAAAAACCAGCAGAAUGGAGAGAGAAUGAAGGAGGCUAACAACAUCAACACCUCCCUCCUCACCCUGGGACGCUGCAUUAGUGCUCUCCGACACAACCAGGCCAACAAGUCACGUGCUCCUCAGGUUGUGCCGUUCAGAGACAGCAAACUGACCAGAGUGCUUCAGAGCUUCUUCUGCGGCCACGGACGCUCCUGCAUGGUAGUCAAUAUCAACCCCUGUGCAUCCACCUACGACGAGACCCUGCAGGCCCUCAAGUUCUCCGCUAUCGCCACUCAGCUGGUUCACGGUCCAGCCACUAAAACCCGUGUCGCCUACAUCCUCUCACUCCUUCGUGAGCAAAACGCGCACACAGCUGACAUCACUUUGGAGGAGGACGAUGAAGAAGAGGAGAGUGAUGAUGAAUGUGACCUCACCAUGUUUGACCCUGAGGAGCUGCUGAAGGCCAUCAACAUUCUGAAGCGAGAGGUCCUCCGUCAGCGUCAAGAGAAGGAGAAUCUGGAGGCCAGGGUCAGAGAGGAGGUCUGCACUGAGAUGAUGGAGAUCAUCAACCGUAUGCAAGAUGAUUUUAGUGAGACUCUGGAGAGAGAAAGACAUCUAAACGAGGAAAGAUGUGAAAACAAGAUCAGCAACUUGAAAACCAGCUUAAAGAAGUACUACAGUCAAGAACUGGAGGAGAGAGACGAGCAUAUUAGGGAGCUGAUGGCCGCUUUGAAUGAGAAGAACACAACUAGUGCAGCCCCAAUAUUCCCUCCUUUAGACACUGAAGGGCUCCGUAGAUCCAAGCGUCUGGCUUCCACACACAUCCAGCACACAGGGCAUGAAGCUGCCGAACUAGAGCAGUGUAAGACAGAGCUGGACCUGUGUAAAGCUGAGCUGGACCAGUGUAAAGCUGAACUGGACCUGAGACGGACAGAGCUGAGGCUAAAAACACUUGAGUUAAAGCGUUGCCAGGAGCAGCCCACCAUCUCCUCCAGCACCUGCAGCCUGACCAGCACAGCAGAUCGCAAACUAGAAGAGGGCCAGAGGAAUCUGAGGCAGUUGAGGGCAGACCUGCAUUUGCUGGGACUGAAGCUGCAGUCCGGGGAGAGGGCCUGCUGCCGCAACACAGAUGGGGAGAAACUGCGUAUGGCCCUCAGCUCGGCCGACACCACACUAGCCAAACAGGGUCAGAUGCUGGUGGAGCUGCAAACCAGUCUGCAGCUGGUCAAAGCUGAACUGCGCCACAAAGAUGAGAGACUGGCGCAGCUGCAGCUGCAGUGUCCUCCUGCACCUUCUUCUACCACCCCGAGCUCCUGCAAGCGCAGAGGCUGCGGAGAGAACCAGCCGCCGGAGAAACGGCCGCUUCUGCGCUCACUCUUCACACGCACCCCGUCCAAAACCCCACAGUGGAACAGCGCCACCACCCCCUACGCAAGGGUACUGCGCUCACGGCAGCCGUCACCACCCCCCAGCCCCGCCCUCGUGCGCAGGGUCAAGUAUUAAAGAGACAAUCCGACCAAAUGAGUGUUUGUGUAUCUAACUGUGUUUUGGUCAGCUGCACAGGCUUGGUUAAGAGGCGGAGAAUCGGCACAUUUGAUGUACACUAAAUACCAAAUGCAAUAUUAUAUCUCAGUUAUAAUAAGCUUUUUAUUAACCUUUGCUAAAAGCUCUAAAAUGGGAUCUUAGUACUCUUGCAUAAUUUAGUGGCUGAGAGAAACACAUUCCGAGUGGGUUCAUGCAGAAUUUUACAGUUUUACUCUUUAAUUUGCGUCUUAUUCUGAGAGUUUAUUGGCUGGUGGCUAAACAAAUCUGGUCAUAGCCUGACUCCUGUAAACUCGGAGUUCUCCUUUUUUCUGAUUACCUAAGUUCAUAUAAGUGUGUUGAUCAGGUUUUUCAGAAGUGCAUGUAAACGCACUUGAUCCUUCACCCCAAACCCACUCAGAAUGAUUUUGUUCACAUCUUAAUCGCUUAAUUGGUCAGAGAAUUUUGGGAAAUGGCUGGAUUUCUCCUUUAUUAACCAACUCAACUAAAUAAAUGUACUUUCUAUGUGAAUAGUUAAUCAAAAUUAGCUCAAAUUUAAACUUUGUUUAUGCACCUAUGCUUUAUAUUCCAUGCUGCUCAGCUGAUUUGUUUGUAUGUUUUUUUUCUGUAUGUUAAUGUUCUGAAAAGAUCAUUUUAUUGUUUUCUGUAAUGUAAAGGAAGAAUUCCAUAUGCUGGAACAGAAAUAGCAGUGUUGUGUAAUGAACGUGUUACUGGUGCAUGCCCCUCACUGUCACUAUUCUCAGCUACAAUAACCAAAAUCAGACAUGCCCGAUAUAUUAUGGCUAUGUCUACAUGUAUCCAGAUAUUUUUAAAGACAGAGAAUGCCUCAUAAACAGAGAUUUCUCAGAGGUUUAUUCCCAAAUUACACAAUAAUCCAUAAUUAGUGUACUAUUCAAGUGAGAACAUCUUAAAUCUAAAGAUGUGUCUAGACAUGGUUUUGCGCAUUUCACUGUAUCGAGAGUAAGGAGAUAUUUAAGAUUCAGCCAGAAACAUGUCUGUAUUGUGGUGUAAGUGGUUUUAUAAAGCUGUUUUUUCCCCGUCCACAUGACAACACUAAAACUCUUUUGAUUAACUCUGUUUUCAGUGACACUGGAGCCUUCAAAAUUACUUUUAAACAUCUGGAUACAUGUGAAUGUACCCUAAGUCUGUAUUUAGCUGAUUCAGUGUUAAAGGUUUGCAUGGUAGUUCUGAUACUGAUCACUGUGUGCUGUGUUCACACUAACACAACCCUGACUCCCAAUACUGUGGAGAAGUCAGACACCUGAACAUCAAUAAAAUCAGACGUCUGGUCUUCUCACCUUAA